CGGCGGAGCGGAGUCGCCGGAUGGGCCUGCAGAAGAUGGUGGUGCACCUCAGCAUCGACAGUGAUAACGUCGACCCAAUAGGCGACGAGACCGUGUACCUGCACGACAAGGUGGUCGGCAACACGACCUCCGGGUGCUACAGCCACAACACCGGCCAGACUCUGGCCAAGGCGUACGUGCCGCCGUACCUGGCCGUCGCCAGCACCGAGGUGCAGGUGGCGCUGCUGGGCGAGCGGCGGCCCGCCGUGGUGCUGCCUGGUCCUCCGCUGCUGACUCAGCCGGCCAGAGACGCGCUGAAACGCAAGGCCGCCAAGGCCAAGGCCAAGUAGAGACGGAGCCAGCCACGCGGGGAUUUUUCUACUCACUGUGGUGCAAUGGAUAUGCACUACACAAGCUCAUUGUGAAAUUUUGUGUAAUGCCUUGGUGGGAUUUGUACUGUGCAAUACGAAGUGUCGGGAAUAUAUGAGGGCCUGGU
Messenger RNA from Pollicipes pollicipes, 475 nucleotides. RefSeq names its product dimethylglycine dehydrogenase, mitochondrial-like. The record is from RefSeq and is a predicted model, not a curated record. The transcript has 3 exons. Gene Ontology annotation, cellular component: mitochondrion. Lineage: Eukaryota; Metazoa; Arthropoda; Thecostraca; Pollicipedomorpha; Pollicipedidae. Bases 21 to 329 code for a protein of 102 amino acids.